Molecule: messenger RNA, 694 nt
Organism: Homarus americanus (American lobster)
Lineage: Eukaryota; Metazoa; Arthropoda; Malacostraca; Decapoda; Nephropidae
Product: galactosylgalactosylxylosylprotein 3-beta-glucuronosyltransferase P-like
Exons: 4
Coding region: 8-577 (189 amino acids)
Biological process (GO): carbohydrate metabolic process; chondroitin sulfate proteoglycan biosynthetic process
Cellular component (GO): Golgi membrane
Molecular function (GO): galactosylgalactosylxylosylprotein 3-beta-glucuronosyltransferase activity
Source: RefSeq, a predicted model, not a curated record
GUUACUAAUGCAUAUGAUGGUGUGUGGAAGUCUGCUAGUGUUGUUUUACCUCAUCUACAAGCCUUCCCUCGACCCACUAGACCUUGAACAACAGCAAUCUACAAAUUCGUCCGGCAGCCUCUGGGCUCCAAUGCCAAAUGAGUACAAGAAGCUCCGUGUUAAACCCAGGGGCGUGGCUAACCGUAAUGCAGGUCUUCAGUGGGUGAGGACACACGCUAAAACAGGGGUUGUUUACUUUGCCGAUGAUGACAACACCUAUGACAUUAGGGUGUUCGAAGAGAUGCGAUAUACAAAGGGUGUGUCAAUGUGGCCUGUUGGUUUAGUGACACAUACAGGCAUUUCAACACCCGUGUUGAAAAAUGGAAAAUUCGUUGGCUGGUAUGAUGGAUCCAUAAAUUCCAGAAAAUUCCCUGUUGAUAUGGCAUGCUUUGCUUUUAGUGUCAGUUAUCUGUUACAGGUUCCAGAGGCAAUAAUGCCCUUCAAAGCAGGGCGUGAAGAAGAUGGUUUUCUAACAAGCCUUAAAAUUAAAGCUGAAGAGAUCGAGUUUAAGGCAGAUUUGUGUACAAAGGUAAUUUAAAUUUCUGAUAUUGUAAAAGUUCUUUUUUAACAUGAAAAGUGAUUUGAUAGAUGCUCUUAGUGAUGAAAGUGACUGAUGUUCAUGAAUUAUUACGUUGAAAUCGAUUGAAUAAGUGUG